This is a messenger RNA of Giardia duodenalis, 789 nucleotides long. RefSeq lists its product as uncharacterized. NCBI's taxonomy places the organism in Eukaryota, Fornicata, Diplomonadida, Hexamitidae. The transcript has a single exon. Gene Ontology annotation, molecular function: nucleic acid binding. Bases 1 to 789 code for a protein of 262 amino acids. The record is from RefSeq and is a predicted model, not a curated record.
AUGAGAAUAGUCGACCAAAAUUGGCAAAAACCCCGGAAAGGUGCAGCGCCAGCUCUCAAAAAGUUUGCGUCAGAGGCUCAAGAGACUAAAACUGCCAUCCGGUCAGACUCCCUCAACAUCGUGACCCUUUACGGAGUAUUUAUACAGACAGGCACCGGCACACACAUUAGGAGCAGCCUUGCAAGGCUGAUUGCUAUAGAUUCUUCGAAGCGGAUCAUUUAUAAUUCUGUGUUCCUUCCCUACGCCCCCAUAACGGACUAUAGAACCCCGGAAACAUCCUUAACAGCAGCAGACUUUGAAGGAGCUAUAUCCAUUGCCGACGUGCGCAGCGAAGUACGGAAGUUCCUGGUCAACAAAGUCCUCGGAUUCAACACGCAAAAAAUUCUCAACCAACUUGGGGUGCACGUCCCUUCCCGACGAAUACUAGAUUUAAAUCACAGCUACUACGGCUCUGUGUCUUACGUAAAGGGAAUGACAGGACUUGAUGCCAUCUUACGCUCGUUUGGGGGUACAAAAUACAGUGUUAAUCCAAUAGAAAAAGUAAGAUUGAUCUAUGAAUUGUAUCUCAAAAGAAAAAACAGCUGGUAUAGUGAUUUGGCUACCUACUACAAAGUCGUGCAAGGUAAGGUAGAUCCAUCUAGCGUCUUGGACAUGCCAAGUGCUCCCCUAACAACAGGCGAAAACGACCAGGAGAACGAUCAAGAUCGUGAGCUGUUAGCUGAAAGCGGUAAUGCAUCAGGCUAUUCAUACAGCAGCGACUACAGUUACAGUACAAGUAGUGAUGCGUGA